AGUCCUCCUCCAACUUUCAACCAUCACCUCUCCACUCCCAUCCGAAGUCGCCCUUAAUCAUCUGUGAAGAUGUUCAAGAGCGGCAUUUCCUCCUUCGCCCGGGCGGCUCGCCCUUCCUUUGCGGCGACCGCUCCUCGCGCCAUCAGACCUUCUACCUUCAGAUUCCCUGCCUCCAGCAGAUUCGCCAGCACUGCCGGUGUCGGUGAUGGAAAGAUUUACCAGGUCAUUGGUGCCGUCGUCGACGUCAAGUUCGACACCGCCAAGCUCCCUCCCAUUCUGAACGCCCUCGAGACGACAAACAACGACCAGAAGCUGGUUCUUGAGGUCGCGCAACACUUGGGUGAGAAUGUCGUCCGCUGCAUUGCCAUGGACGGUACCGAAGGUCUCGUCCGUGGCCGCCCUGCCACCGACACUGGUGCCCCCAUCACCAUUCCCGUCGGUCCCGCGACUCUUGGCCGUAUCAUUAACGUCACUGGUGACCCCAUUGACGAGCGUGGCCCCAUCAAGACCGAGAAGCGCCUUCCCAUUCACACCGAGCCCCCUGAGUUCAUCGACCAGUCCACCACCGCCGAGGUUCUCGUCACUGGUAUCAAGGUCGUCGAUCUCCUCGCCCCCUACGCUCGUGGUGGAAAGAUUGGUCUCUUCGGUGGUGCCGGUGUCGGCAAGACCGUCUUCAUUCAGGAGUUGAUCAACAACAUCGCCAAGGCCCACGGUGGUUACUCCGUCUUCACUGGUGUCGGUGAGCGUACCCGUGAGGGUAACGAUCUGUACCACGAGAUGCAGGAGACUUCCGUCAUUCAGCUUGAUGGCGAGUCCAAGGUCGCCUUGGUGUUCGGUCAGAUGAACGAGCCCCCAGGUGCCCGUGCCCGUGUUGCCCUGACUGGUCUUACCAUUGCCGAGUACUUCCGUGACGAGGAGGGACAGGAUGUGUUGCUCUUCAUUGACAACAUUUUCCGUUUCACCCAGGCCGGUUCCGAGGUGUCUGCCCUUCUGGGUCGUAUCCCCUCUGCCGUCGGUUACCAGCCCACCCUCGCCAUCGACAUGGGUGGUAUGCAGGAGCGUAUUACCACCACCAAGAAGGGUUCCAUUACUUCCGUCCAGGCCGUCUACGUCCCUGCUGACGAUUUGACUGAUCCCGCCCCCGCCACCACCUUCGCUCACUUGGACGCCACCACUGUCUUGUCCCGUGGUAUCUCCGAGUUGGGUAUCUACCCCGCUGUCGACCCUCUUGACUCCAAGUCUCGUAUGUUGGACCCCCGUAUUGUCGGCCAGGACCACUACGACACCGCCACCCGCGUCCAGCAGAUUCUCCAGGAGUACAAGUCUCUCCAGGAUAUCAUUGCCAUUCUUGGUAUGGACGAACUUUCUGAGGCUGACAAGCUCACCGUCGAGCGUGCCCGUAAGAUCCAGCGUUUCCUGUCCCAGCCCUUCACCGUCGCCCAGGUUUUCACUGGUAUCGAGGGUAAGUUGGUCGACCUGAAGGAGACCAUCUCCUCCUUCAAGGCCAUUCUCUCUGGUGAGGGUGACAACCUUCCCGAGGGUGCCUUCUACAUGGUCGGUGACUUCGCCUCGGCCAAGGAGAAGGGUGAGAAGAUUCUGGCGGAGUUGGAGAAGAACUAAACGAUUCGCGACGAAAAUACCAAAUGACGUCGAGAGUUGGGGCGUUGAGCCUGUGUAUAGAAGAGGAACGAUGGAACGGGGAGGUUUCUUAGCUCAAUCCAAGUCUCUUUUGUGAGCUGUGUACCAAGAAAUCUACUUAAUUCCUCUUGUAGUUGAGAGAAUCUCCUUAUUUCUUCAGCCGUU
Molecule: messenger RNA, 1803 nt
Organism: Colletotrichum acutatum
Lineage: Eukaryota; Fungi; Ascomycota; Sordariomycetes; Glomerellales; Glomerellaceae
Product: ATP synthase F1
Exons: 7
Coding region: 70-1620 (516 amino acids)
Biological process (GO): proton transmembrane transport; proton motive force-driven mitochondrial ATP synthesis
Molecular function (GO): ATP hydrolysis activity; ATP binding; proton-transporting ATP synthase activity, rotational mechanism
Source: RefSeq, a predicted model, not a curated record